GAAGAGGGAAUGGGGAAAUCGAGCGGUUCAUGCAAUCGUCUGAACGGCCAGCCCUGACCUCGGCUGUCUCCCCGCGGGCCGUUCCCAUUUUCUCUCUUCUCCUGUCACAACCAGCAGCUCUCUAUCCCUCCCUCGCUGACUCUCCACCAUUCCUCUCUCUCUCUCUCUGAAGAACCGGUCUGUUUUCUCUCUAACUGAACGGCCAUGGCGUUGAAGCUCGCUCUUACCUCCCAACCCUCCUUCGCCAAGGUGGGUCUUCCCUGCAGCACCUCUCGGUCAGGCAGGGUUGUGAUGACAGCGGUCAUUCCACCGAAAUCCAAGGAGGCCGAGAAUCUGAGGAAGAAUCUGAGCCCGCGAGAAGUGCAUUCGCAGGUCGCCCAUUCGAUGCCGCCGGAGAAAAUGGAGAUCUUCAAGUCCCUGGAGUCAUGGGCGGAACAAACCCUUCUUCUGUUGAAGCCAGUCGAGGAGUCAUGGCAGCCGUCUGACUUCUUGCCUGAUUUCUCGACGGAGGCUGGCUACGAUGAACUCAAGGAAUUGCAAGAGCGGUCCAAGGAGAUGCCCGACGAUUACUUUAUCUGUUUGGUCGGAGAUAUGAUAACAGAGGAAGCCCUGCCCACUUACCAGACAAUGCUCAAUACACUGGACGGUGUUCGGGACGAGACUGGUGCAAGCCCCACUUCCUGGGCAGUUUGGACGAGGACAUGGACCGCCGAAGAAAACAGACAUGGUGAUGUUCUUAACAAGUACCUCACUUACACGGGAAGAGUCGACAUGAGACAGAUAGAGAAGACAAUUCAGUAUCUGAUUGGAUCAGGAAUGGACCCCCGAACUGAGAACAACCCCUAUCUUGGAUUCAUUUACACCUCCUUCCAGGAGAGAGCAACCUUCGUUUCUCAUGGCAACACUGCUGCACAUGCUAAGAAGUAUGGGGAUCUGAAACUCGCCAAAUUGUGUGGCACAAUCGCCGCUGAUGAGAAGCGCCACGAAACUGCUUAUACUAAGAUCAUUGAGAAACUUUUUGAGCUAGAUCCCGAUGGCACGAUGUUGUCGUUCGCUGACAUGAUGAGGAAGAAGAUAUCAAUGCCUGCCCACCUUAUGUAUGAUGGACAGGACGACAAACUGUUUGAUAAUUUCUCUGCUGUCGCUCAGAAGUUGGAAGUUUACACUGCAAAGGAUUAUGCGGACAUACUGGAGCACCUGGUGAAGCGAUGGAACGUGGAGAAGAUAACUGGUAUUUCUAGCAAGGCGCAAGAAGCCCAGGAUUAUGUCUGUGGCUUGGCACCGAGGUUCAGAAGGUUAGAAGAAAGAGCUCAAGCAAGGGCCAAGAAGGCCUCAAAAGUUCCAUUUAGUUGGAUUUUCAACAGGGAAGUGGAGUUAUAGAGAUACUGUCAAGGUUAGUCCGUGUUUGUUUACCUAUAGGCGUGUUGAGACUAUGUCAGCUGCUGUGCUGCUUCUAUUGUUUAUUUUGCAAUGAAAAGAAGAUAUAUUUCGUGUUAAGACUUCCUAUAGGACAAAAAGCGGCAAUGAUAUGGUCUUUUCCAUACUGAUUUCAAACUCUAGCGUUACGAUAUGAUAUGGAACUGCUGUAUCUGCCGAGAGGUUGUUGAACUAGCUUGUUUCAGAACUUCCUGAUGUUCUGUAAUUGGUAUCUUUCAUGUCCCUUUGAUAAAUCUUUUCUUGGUUUGUCUUGGUUCCUUGUUUUUUU
Nymphaea colorata (pocket water lily) is the source of this 1705-nucleotide messenger RNA. Its product is annotated as stearoyl-[acyl-carrier-protein] 9-desaturase, chloroplastic-like. The record is from RefSeq and is a predicted model, not a curated record. Gene Ontology annotation, biological process: fatty acid metabolic process. Gene Ontology annotation, cellular component: chloroplast stroma. Gene Ontology annotation, molecular function: stearoyl-[ACP] desaturase activity. NCBI's taxonomy places the organism in Eukaryota, Viridiplantae, Streptophyta, Magnoliopsida, Nymphaeales, Nymphaeaceae.